Messenger RNA from Dermatophagoides farinae (American house dust mite), 3716 nucleotides. RefSeq lists its product as uncharacterized. The record is from RefSeq and is a predicted model, not a curated record. Gene Ontology annotation, molecular function: protein binding. Lineage: Eukaryota; Metazoa; Arthropoda; Arachnida; Sarcoptiformes; Pyroglyphidae.
CGAUUAAUUGAACAUCAAACAUCAACACAAUCAUCACCAUCACAUAUUGAAUCAUUAUCAUCAUCGUAUAAUAGUGGUCACCAUCAUCAUUGUUUACAUUGUCCAUACAAUAAUUCAACAUUACAAUCACCAACAUCAAAUAGAAAUUUACGACGAUCAAAAUUAACAUUAAAUUUACAAAAAAUUAAACAUUUGAAUGAAAUGAUUCAAAGACAACGUUCAGCAUCUCAUUGUCCGCAUACUGCGAUUAAUAUUGGUACAGAUUUUCGAAACGAUUCAAUGAAUAAGUGUUGCUGUUGUCAAAAAGCCCGAAAUAUAUCGUCGGCUGAAAAUAAUAAUAAUCGAAAUAAUUCGGCAUCAUCAUUAUCAAAAAAUAUUGGUGGCGGCAGCAGCGGCGGCGGUGGUGGUGGUGGUGGCAACAUUGUUGUUGAUCCAUUAAGGAAAAAAAUGGUACAACAACAUGAUGGUGGUGUUGGUGGUGGCCUAUCAACACCAUCAUCACAAUCAUCAUCAUCAAAUAAUAAUCAUGGUCGACAGAAAAGAGCUUCAUCAUUACGAGUUUUGAAUCGACGAUUCAAUUUUUUCGAUACAACAAAUAGCACAAAUUUUAAUAAUAAAAUGGAUGACACAACUAUUAUUGGUGGUGGUGGUCGUGGUGGUAGUAGCCGUCGUGGUAGCCGUAAUAAACAUAAUAAACGACAACCAAUCAAAUUGAUGGAUUUAAAUGACGAAUGUUUUAUUACAAUAUUUGAAUUUUUAUCAUUACAAGAAAAACUUUAUUAUGAACGUGUUUGUCAUCGUUGGCAACAUUUAAUUAGACGUUCAUUACAAUCAUCAUCAUCAGCAUCAUUAAAAAUAGGUGAACAUUCUGUCAAGUGCAAUUGUCAAUGCUCACAUUAUAUUAGUUGGGAUCUUCCACCAUCGAAAAAUUUUCCAAGAGAUCAAAUUGGUUAUAUUAUAUAUCCAAAAUCAACCUUAAAAUAUUUGCUCACAUUAUGUAAUCAAUUGAAAUGUAUUAAUUUUUCACAUUGUUAUUUGGAUGAUGAAACUUUACAGAUUAUAAUGAAUCAUAGUGAUAACAUUGAAUGUCUUCAUUUGAAUGAUAUUCGCCUUGAAGAAGAUAGUGAUGAAUUACCGAAUGGAUUGCUGGAAAAGAGUAAAAAUUUUAUCGAUUCUGUAAAUAAUAAUAAUGGUCAUCAUCAAGGUGAUCAAGGUGAAACAAUUAGCUCAGCAGUUGGUGCAUUUGCAUCCGAACAAUUAGCCGUAUUUGGUGGUUUAAUGCGUAAACUAUCAACACGUCGUUCAUUGAAGAAAAAACAUAAUCAAAAUCAAGAAACUAGUAGUGAUACAGCUGGUAAACGACAUUCACAGGCAUCGGUUUUAUCGAAAAAAUCCACUGCAUCCAGUGCAUCGAAUUUGAUUCAUCACCAUCAUCAUCAUCAUCAUCACCAUCAUCAUCAUCAGCACCAGCAACAACAGCAGCAGCAACAGCAGCAACAUCAACAUCAUCGUUCCAGUACAGGUGCUAGUAGCCCUGGAAGUCGUUCAAUUGUAACGACCUCGCUAUGUAAAACUCCUGUUAAUCAAACCAAAUCAUCACCAAUAUCAUCACCAUCAGGAGCAAAUAAUUCGAAUCGUACUAAUGCAUCAGCUACCGGUAAACGUAUGAUGAAUGAAAUGUCACCAUUGAUUCAAUCAACAAUAAUGACUCGUACAACACCAAAUUUAAAUCUUUCAACAACAACAAAUACAACCACUUCGAUGGCCACACCAAUGAAUUCUGUAGCAGCGGCGAUUCAUGAAAAAACAACUGCCGUAUAUUUUCCACAUGAUGAUAUGCGUAUUUCAUUGGAGAAUAUAAUUCGUAAAACUCAAAUAAAUCAUCAACAGCAACAGCAACAACAAGCAAAAACACCGUCACCACAAAAUGGACCACAAUCACCAACGAUAACUUUUCAAACACCAACAACAUCUUCACAACAUCAGAAUCAAUUACAAAAACUUCAAUCAAAAACAUCGAUAACAUCAACAGCAUCAUCAUCGACGGCAACACAACGUCGUCGUGAAUGGUCUAAACAUCGUUUAACACAAAAUAAUCAGAUUCGUGUACAGAAUUCAAUGAUGAUGAUGAGAUCUGAAGAUCAAUUAAUGUCAAUCAAUGUUAUAAAUGAUACAAUCAAUAGUAAUGAUAGUUUAUUAACAUUGAAUGAUGAAUCUACUAGUAUGGCAACAAAUAGUUAUCAUACAAAAGGAACUGGAAGCCGUCAACAACAACAACAACAGCAACAACAACUGAAUCAUUUAUCACCAAAUCUUGUUGCAAGUAUACAAACAACAAUCGAUUCAGAUGGUGCUGGUGGUAAUCGUUGUUUUAAUAAUACGAUAACGACAACGACAACAAGUCAAAGUGGUGCAAGUAGUAGUAAUGGAAGCGGUGGAAGUACUAGUAUGAUGACUGGAAAUCAAAUUGCUGAUUUAAAUAGUAGUGAAAUCAAUUCCAAUAGCCAUCCAAGUAGUAUGAAUCUAACUACUACCACCACAAAUCCUGGUCAAUCACAGCAUAGUUCCCGUUCACAACAAAAUUAUCAUCAUCAUCAACAUCAUCAUAAUCAACAGAAUCAAAUGGAUGCAAUAAUGAUGGCAUCGCAAAUGGAUAAUAAUAAAAUGGAUCAUGUUCAAGCAUAUGUGGAACAGGAACAAAUUCGUCAUGAAAUUCGUCAAAGUCAUCUGUUGCAAUGGAAAGCAUUCGCUAAAAAAUUUGGAUCACAAAUUCGUUGUCUUUCAUUGGGUAGUUUAUCAUCCGUUGAUUCAAUUGUCAUUGAUAUUUUGCUAAAAUAUUCUACAAUUCUUGAGGAAUUAAGAAUUAAUAAUGAAAUUGAUAUUCUUUCUUAUUUAUCGGUGAUUAAACAUACGAUCAAAAGAAUCUAUAUCAAUUGUGAACAUGGAAUCGGUCUAGAAUGUGUAUCGCUGUUGGCAUAUAGAAAUUAUGCUGAAAAAGUUAUAUCAUUGGGUCGAGUUGAUGUACCACCCGAUCUAAUUGAUUCAGUAAUAUCGACAAUUGGUUCAAAUUUUUGUAAUUUACGAUCAUUAUAUCUACGGAUACAUAAUUUUGAUAUCGACGUUGCAACACCAGCUAGUUUAUUAUUCGAUAAUCUGAAUGAAUUAAAUCUACAAUUCGUAUCGGGAAAUGUUGAUCAACCAUUCCGGAAAUUUAUUCAAUUAGGAUGGUCAUCUGUAAAAAGUUUAACAAUACAAUAUGCAUCCAUUACAGAAGAAUCGGUUCGUGCAAUACACGAACAUAUGCCACAAUUGAGAAAAUUAGUGCUUUAUGCAAUUGAAUUUCGUUGUGAUCAUCUAGCUAGAAGAUAUGGACAUAGAAUAUGUACAAAUUGUUCACAUACCGUAUGGAAAUCGAUUGCAACAUUACCACAUUUACAACAUCUGAAAUUACAUCGUGUUAUAAUUGAUGAAGAAAUCUGUAAAGCAUUAUCACGAAUGUAUCGUUUACAGAAUCUUGAACUACAAUAUUGUUCAAAUGUUAAUGAUAAUGUGAUCACUGUUUGUAGUGAUCUGGCUAGACGAUCACCACGUAAAAGAUUUACAUUGUCUGUUAUAUCACGUGGAUUUUUGACAUUGAAACCACCAGCUGAUUGUAAUAAUUUAUUUAUCGAUGUUAAAGUUGCUUGUAAAUAAAUGAAUGGAAAGAAAUCAAUCAA